This is a messenger RNA of Mercurialis annua (annual mercury), 1652 nucleotides long. Its product is annotated as glycerol-3-phosphate acyltransferase RAM2-like. The transcript is spliced from 2 exons. NCBI's taxonomy places the organism in Eukaryota, Viridiplantae, Streptophyta, Magnoliopsida, Malpighiales, Euphorbiaceae. Gene Ontology annotation, biological process: cutin biosynthetic process. The record is from RefSeq and is a predicted model, not a curated record. Gene Ontology annotation, molecular function: phosphatase activity; glycerol-3-phosphate 2-O-acyltransferase activity. Gene Ontology annotation, cellular component: membrane. The coding region runs from base 97 to 1614 and encodes 505 amino acids.
CCCAUUUCCUGUCCUUUUUCCCCUAUAUAAAAAUGACCAACUUAGUGUAAGAUUGCUCAAUCAAACAACUAACUUUACUCAAUAAUAAUACUCAAAAUGGUUAUGCUGAGCAAGUUCCCAUCAGUUAGCAAAUGUGCAUCCAUAGGCAGAGAAAAGCACACGGUGGUUGCUGACAUGGAUGGCACCUUACUCAUCGGCCGUAGCUCCUUCCCGUAUUUCGCGCUCAUAGCUUUCGAAGCAGGCGGCUUUUUCAGGCUUCUUUUCUUGCUUCUAGCGUCGCCCUUGGCCGCGCUUCUUUACUACUUUGUUUCGGAAUCUGCCGGGAUUCAACUACUUAUUUUUACCUCAUUUGCGGGUAUGAAAAUAUCCGAUAUAGAAUCCGUAGCGCGUGCAGUGCUGCCGAAAUUCUAUUCGGGUGAUCUUCAUCCGGAGUCAUGGCGUGUGUUCUCGUCCUGCGGGAAGCGCUGCGUGUUGACUGCGAAUCCGAGGAUAAUGGUGGAGGCAUUUUUGAAGGAUUUCUUGGGAGCUGAUUUAGUGUUGGGUACUGAAAUAUCAAGCUAUAAAGGUAGAGCUACAGGUUUUGUUAAGAGUCCUGGUGUUCUUGUAGGUAGUAACAAGGCAAAUGCCCUUCAAAAGACUUUUGGAGAUACAAAGCCUGAAAUUGGGCUUGGAGAUAGGCAUACAGAUGCGCCAUUUAUGUCUUUGUGCAAGGAGAGUUACCUAGUGUCCCCGAAUCCGAAAGUGAGGGCGGUAACGACCGAAAAACUUCCGAAACCGAUCGUGUUCCACGAUGGCAGGCUAGUCCAGAAGCCAACACCAUUGAUGGCACUACUCAUCAUAUUAUGGAUUCCAAUAGGAUUUAUUCUAGGCUGCCUGAGAAUUGCAGCAGGAUCCCUUCUGCCAAUGCCAAUCGUCUACUAUGCAUUCUUAGCACUCGGUGUUCGAGUCACCGUUAAAGGCACUCCCCCUCCUCCCCCGAAGAAAUCAACCGGCCAAUCCGGUGUCCUAUUCGUCUGCUCUCACAGAACUCUCCUCGACCCCAUUUUCCUCUCCACGGCGCUUGGCCGCCCUAUAGCAGCCGUGACAUACUCCGUUUCUCGUCUCUCCGAAAUCAUAUCGCCCAUCAAAACCGUGAGGCUCAGCCGCGAUCGCGCAGCCGAUGCAGCCAUGAUCAAGAAGUUAUUAGUAGAAGGUGACUUAGCAAUUUGUCCGGAAGGGACUACUUGUAGGGAACCGUUUCUUUUAAGAUUCUCGGCAUUAUUCGCCGAGCUGACCGACGAAAUUGUUCCGGUGGCUAUGGUAAAUAGAAUGAGUAUGUUCCACGGAACUACGGCGAGAGGAUGGAAAGGGAUGGAUCCAUUCUACUUUUUCAUGAACCCUAGUCCGGCUUAUGAAGUGACUUUCUUGAGUAAAUUGCCGAAGGAGUUAACUUGCAGUUCAAGUAAGUCGAGCCAUGAAGUGGCUAAUUAUAUUCAGAGGGUGAUUGCUGCUACUUUAUCAUACGAGUGCACUCAAUUUACUAGAAAAGAUAAGUAUAGAGCACUUGCUGGGAAUGAUGGUAUUGUUGCUGACAAAUCUAAUAACCUCAAACCCAACAAAUUAAUGGGCUGUUAAUUUCUUGCUGUUUUGAACAUAUUUUUCUUACAAUUUCA